AUGAACACCAUCGUCUUCAACAAGCUCAGCGGCGCGGUGCUGUUUGAAGAUCGGAGCGCUCAGGAGCGGGAGCGGGGCGGCCGGGCCUUUGGCGGUGUCUUAGACAGCCCCCAUACCCGCCCCGAGGUGGGUAUUCCCGACGGCCGGCCCCUGAAGGACAACCUGGGCCUGAGACACCGGAGGACCGGGACCCGGCAGAAUGGCGGAAAGGUGAGGCACAAGAGACAGGCACUUCAAGACAUGGCGCGGCCGCUCAAGCAGUGGCUUUAUAAGCACCGUGACAACCCGUACCCCACCAAGACCGAGAAGAUCCUCUUGGCCCUCGGCUCGCAGAUGACGCUAGUGCAGGUCUCAAAUUGGUUUGCUAACGCAAGACGUCGGCUUAAGAAUACUGUUCGGCAGCCAGAUUUAAGCUGGGCUUUAAGAAUCAAAUUAUAUAACAAGUAUGUUCAAGGGAAUGCCGAGCGGCUCAGCGUAAGCAGUGACGAUUCCUGCUCUGAAGAUGGGGAAAACCCUCCAAGAAACCACAUAAAGGAAGGAGGCUACAGUACUCCUGUUCAUCCUGUGAUGAAAAGUGAGAGUUCAGUGAUCAAAGCUGGAGGGAGGCCAGAGUCUCGGGCCACGGAGGACUACGUGUCACCUCCCAAAUACAAGAGCAGCUUGCUGAACCGUUACCUUAACGACUCUCUGAGACAUGUGAUGGCCACAAACACUGCUAUGAUGGGAAAAACAAGGCAAAGAAACCAUUCAGGAUCAUUUAGCUCCAACGAAUUUGAGGAAGAAUUGGUGUCGCCAUCGUCAUCAGAAACCGAAGGCAACUUUGUCUAUCGCACAGACACUCUGGAAAAUGGACCCAGUAAGGGUGACAGUGCAGCUCACAGAAAGGGACCGAGCAAAGAUGACACAUACUGGAGGGAGAUCAACGCCGCCAUGGCCUUAACAAAUCUUGCACAAGGAAAAGACAAACUGCAGGGAACAGCGAGCUGCAUCAUCCAGAAGUCUUCGCACAUAGCUGAAGUUAAGACGGUCAAAGUGCCACUCACACAGCAGUUUUAA
Dipodomys ordii (Ord's kangaroo rat) is the source of this 1056-nucleotide messenger RNA. It is a transcript of the gene Mkx, whose product is annotated as mohawk homeobox. Gene Ontology annotation, molecular function: RNA polymerase II cis-regulatory region sequence-specific DNA binding; DNA-binding transcription factor activity, RNA polymerase II-specific. NCBI's taxonomy places the organism in Eukaryota, Metazoa, Chordata, Mammalia, Rodentia, Heteromyidae. The coding region runs from base 1 to 1056 and encodes 351 amino acids. Gene Ontology annotation, biological process: muscle organ development; cell development; regulation of transcription by RNA polymerase II. Gene Ontology annotation, cellular component: nucleus. The record is from RefSeq and is a predicted model, not a curated record. The transcript has 6 exons.